This is a messenger RNA of Priapulus caudatus, 5210 nucleotides long. Its product is annotated as dual oxidase 2-like. NCBI's taxonomy places the organism in Eukaryota, Metazoa, Priapulida, Priapulimorpha, Priapulimorphida, Priapulidae. The record is from RefSeq and is a predicted model, not a curated record. Gene Ontology annotation, biological process: response to oxidative stress; defense response; superoxide anion generation. Gene Ontology annotation, cellular component: plasma membrane; NADPH oxidase complex. Gene Ontology annotation, molecular function: peroxidase activity; calcium ion binding; superoxide-generating NAD(P)H oxidase activity.
GUGGGGGCUGAGACAACUAUGCCAUGCGUGAUUUCACAUCCGGCGUUCACGCACGCACAUACAGGCACACACGCACACUAGCGCGCACAUACAGGAGGACGCGUGCCAAGCGGUGGAAGAGGCAAGUUUCCAUAUUAUACUGGCGUGUGUAGCGGCGGCAACGGUUGGUGACCGCCGCUUUAAAAGACAUUCGUUGUCAUCUGAGGAGCGUUUGAGUAACCAUCGCACCAGCGAACCCAGCGCAUCUAUCCCUCUCCUCGUAUUAGCGCGACUGCUUCCCCCGUCGCCGGAAUAAGUCCCGUGUCAGGCGGCCGUGAGCGCCAAGCGCGUCUUUUUGUUUAAAAAUGACGACACGCGCCGAGAUUCGCCUCGCGUUCUGCGUUGUUCUGGCGAUUCUCGUGACGGCGAGCGGACAAGCUGUUACCGGCAUCGCGACAACACCUUCUGCUACGACAACAGCUACGCCAACAGCUACGACAAUAGCUGCGACAACAGCUACGACACCAUCUGCCAACAGCACGACGCUAUCACCGAGCGACCCGAGAGCCCAGACCGGCAUUGGAGCUUGUACGCCGUCGCAGGAUGCGUACUUCACGGAUGAAAAUGGACGCUACCGGCAAGACGGGUUUCGCCCCGGUGGAUGUUGGCAAUUACCGUUAUCGGAAAACAUCUCGCGACUGAGAGAGGUUGAGUACGAAGGAUAUGAUGGCUGGUAUAACAACGUGGCUCACCCGGAGCUUGGCGGAGCCGACUCAGCACUGAUACGCAUACUACCGCCAGCCUACUCUGACGGGUCAUAUCACCCGUCGGGACAAGACAGACCGAAUCCGUUCAAAAUCAGUGAGGCCGUGUUUAGAGGCGAGACAGGAUUCCAAUCAUCGAACAGCAAGACAGCGCUCUUGGUUUUCUUCGGCCAGCAGGUGGUGGAAGAGAUUCUAGAUGCACAGGCGCCGGGGUGUCCGCCCGAAUACUUCAACAUUCCCGUUCCCGUAGACCACCCACACCUAAAUCCCAACAAUUUCUCCAGCUUCGAGAUGCCUCUGCUGCGAUCACGCUACGACAUGAGAACAGGCUUCUCUCCUAACAACCCACGGCAACAGCUGAAUGAAAUCACCCCGUACAUGGAUGGUGGCCUAACCUACGGCGUGACGAAGGCGUGGGCAGACUCGUUGAGGGAGUUUGAAGGAGGCCGACUAGCGCGCGACACGAGUGAAAGCAUCAACGUACCCGUAAGAAACACGAUUCGUCUUCCAAUGGCGAAUCCACCGCCUCCCAGAGACCACCCGCAGCUGAAGAAUGUCAACCGCUUCUGGAGGCUGGGAAACCCUCGUGGAGACGAGAAUCCGUUCCUGCUGACAUUCGGCGUGCUCUGGUUUCGCUGGCACAACUACCUGGCGCAUCAGUUCCAGGCGCGACACGUCGACGAGCCGGAGUGGACGGACGAGCGCAUUUUCAACGAGGCGAGGAAGUGGGUGAUCGCCACUCACCAGCACGUUGUCAUGUACGAGUGGCUGCCGUCAUGGCUGGGACCCGAGAACAGCCUCGAUCCUUACACAGGUUACCACGCGGAGCUUGAUCCGGGCAUCAGCGCCGUAUUUCAAUCGGCAGCUAUGAGGUUUGGUCACACUCUCGUCCCACCCGGAGUCUACCGCAGGAAUUCCAACUGUGAGUUUCGUGUAACGACUAUGAAAACUGGAACACAGGAUGCAUCAGGUCACAAGGGAUUACGAACUUGCAAUACCUUUUGGAAUCCUCAGGAGAGCAUUAGGGAGAAUGACAUUGAUGAACUCUUGUUGGGGAUGGCCUCGCAAGUGACGGAGCGAGAAGACAACAUAAUAACACCGGAUCUGCGAGGAUUCGUGUUUGGCGGCCUUGAAUUUAACCGGAGAGAUUUAAUGGCCGUCAACAUUCAGAGAGGAAGAGACCACGGAUUGACGGACUAUAUGUCUGCUCGCCGGCAUUUUAACCUGCCAGCGUGGGACAACUUUGAGGACUAUUUUAAUGCCACCUACCUAGACGACAAUGGAGUUGAGGUUCCGCGAUUUCCCCUCUUCCACGCCGGACCGCAGCGGAAUUUGAGCGAGGCACUGGAGCUUAGGCAGAGAGUCGAGGACGUGUUUGAUGGACGCACUGACCAAAUGGACAUCUGGCCUGGAGGAAUGUUGGAGACGAGAGAGACUGGACCGGGAGAGCUGUUCACCGAGUGACCCCUGCGCGGCGUCAUAUCCGGGUCAGAUGCAGGAGAGCGGUCUCGCCGCUUGCACGUCUUUGCAGCAGUUUGACUUUUUCAGCGGUAGCGAAAUUUCCUACGCUCUCACCUUUCUCGCCGUUGGUCUGUUUGGCGUCGGCUGCGUCAUGAUGUUGGUGUUCCUUGCAAAACGGAAGGAGCGGCGGGUGGCAGAGCAGCGCAAGAUGGUGCAAGCCUCCCUGCGGAAGAAGAAAUCCGACGAUAGCCUUAUCCCAUGUACGGAGUGGCAGGGGCACAGGGAGGGCGAGCGCACUGUGCAGGUGCGACUAGGACCGGGUAAGGUGAUCACGAUACUCAACGAGCGCGGAAAAACACAGCGAACCAUCGACAUGUCACGUGUGCAGAGCGUGAUGCUGCUAGUCGCCGCUGACCAACACCAGAAAAUGGUCGCCAUUAAGAUCGCACGCGAAUACGACCAGAUACUUAAGCUGCCUAACGUCGCGAUGAGGACGGAUUUCAUCGGGCGAUUGGAAUCCUUCCUCGGUGAGACGGGCAUCGGACGCGAGCGGCGAGAGAUGAAGCAAGAGCAGAUUUUCAAGAUGGCGUUCACGAAGCUAGACCGACAGCUGCAGCUCGAGAAGUUCUUCCGCGUCGCAUUUGCGCAGGUAAAAACAACGCGGUCACCUGAAGCUAAGGCAAAACUACUGUUUGAUAUGUAUGAUAUCAGCCAGGAUGGACACAUGUCGAGAGAAGAAUUUCGAAACAUGCUCAGGUCUUUCAUGGAACUUGCCAACGAGAAGCUGGCCAACGCGGAGAUUGACCAGGUGAUCGACUCGAUGUUCAAGAGCAGCGGUCUGACCGAGAAACAGGCGAUCACGUUCGACGACUUCCAGAAGCUUCUGUCCGGACAUCAGGAUGUUCUCAACUACGCAACACUGAAUUUCGAAGGAGCUGGCGUGGACAUGCCAAAGGCAGCGGGAAGAGAAGGGGCGCGCGACAACGCAACCACGCGCGCACGUAAGACCAUCAUCCGAGCGUACAGUAAAGAGGGUCGAAGCAAGAGUACAGCGGCACCCAGUGCCAGCAGUCAGCUGAAGGUGGAAACACAGAAACAGAAGUUUGAGAAGAACCGGGUACAGAACCGAAUCAACGCCUUCGUCCGCUUCGUUGAGAAUCAUCGCAUGCACAUCUUCUGGUUCAGUCUCUACACCCUCGUCACUAUCGGCGUCUUCGCCGAGCGAGCCUACUAUUACUCCGUGGAAAGAGAGCAUGCCGGUUUGCGGCGCAUCGCCGGCUACGGUGUGACGAUUACACGUGGCGCCGCCAGCGGCAUGAUGUUCACCUACUCGUGUCUUCUCGUCACCAUGAGCCGAAACACAAUCACCUUCUUCAGGGAAACGUUCCUGCACCGAUUUAUUCCGUUUGACUCUGCUAUAGCGAUGCACAAGUACAUCGCAUUCUGGGCCUUGCUCUUCACCGUAUUCCAUGUUAUUGGUCAUGCAAUCAACUUUUACCACAUAUCGACGCAGACUGCCAACGACCUUACGUGUCUCUUCCGGAACUUUUUCCAUGCGACACAUGAACUUCCUAAGUUCCACUACUGGUGCUGGGGCACAAUCACAGGCUUCUCCGGCGUGCUCGUCACUCUCGUCGUCAUCCUCAUCUACACGUUCGCGAUCCAGUACUCGCGUCGGCACGUGUUCAAGUGGUUCUGGGCGACGCACAACCUCUACGUCGUCAUGUACAUCCUCAUGUUCAUUCAUGGCGCCGGCAGGCUCGUGCAGAACGGCUUCUUCUUCUACUUCUUCCUCGGGCCGGGCAUUCUCUUCACACUCGACCGGCUCGUCAGCAUCAGCAGAAAGAAAAUCGAGAUCGCUGUCAUCAAAGCUGAAAUCCUGCCAUCUGAUGUCACUGCUCUCACGUUCAAGAGACCUCAGAACUUCGAGUAUCGAUCUGGUCAGUGGGUGCGCAUUGCGUGCGUGACGCAGGGUAGGAACGAAUACCAUCCGUUCACGCUGACGUCGUCACCGCACGAGGAACAUCUGACCCUGCACAUCAGAGCUGUGGGACCAUGGACCAUCAACUUACGGUCAACAUACGAUCCAAAUGUCAUCAGAGAACACUCCUAUCCAAAGCUAUACUUGGACGGGCCGUACGGUGAAGGGCAUCAGGACUGGUACAAGUUCGAGGUAGCCGUCCUAGUUGGCGGUGGCAUUGGUGUGACACCAUUCGCCUCGAUUCUUAAAGACCUCGUUUCAAGGUCCAGCGUUAGCACAAACUUCGCUUGCAAAAAGGUGUAUUUCCUGUGGGUGACGAGGACACAGAAGCAGUUUGAGUGGAUGACAGAUAUCAUUCAGGACGUAGAGAACAACGACACUAGGGGACUCGUCUCCACCCACAUUUUCAUCACACAGUUCUACCAGAAGUUUGACCUACGCACAACGAUGCUGUACGUCUGCGAGAGCCACUUCCAGAAGAUAUCCGGCCGCAGUCUCUUCACGGGUCUGAAAUCCAUCACUCACUUCGGCAGACCUCAGUUCGCCUCCUUUCUCAACUCACUGCAGGAUGAACAUCCAGAGGUGGCUAAAAUCGGUGUGUUCAGCUGUGGUCCACCACUAAUGACGAGCUCCGUCGACAACGCAUGCGCCGAACUAAACACGCAAGAUGGCGCUGCGUUUUUGCAUCACUUUGAGAACUUCUAGAUAUGUCGCUUGAUAACGCGAUAGACGUAUUAUAUUCGUUUAUGUUAUCGAUACAUCCUAUAAUUAUUAUGUCCUUAAAUAUACGUAAUGCAUGAAAAACAAUGGACAAUUUAAAUUACGCUCUUAGUCUAUAAUCAGAGUAAUACUUGGCCCUUGUCUGUAUCUUAGCAUAAUAUCAUAACUACUUCAGAAGAUAUAUUUUUUCCUUGGCCAUAUAGAUUUAAACAAUAGCACGUGAUUUAAUCACCUAAGCGGUAGCAAGUGAAUACAAUAUGAUUAAUUUAGCAUACCGAGUAAUAAAACUGUGGAUCGAAAUAGUG